Molecule: messenger RNA, 1017 nt
Organism: Lindgomyces ingoldianus
Lineage: Eukaryota; Fungi; Ascomycota; Dothideomycetes; Pleosporales; Lindgomycetaceae
Product: aldehyde reductase II
Exons: 2
Coding region: 1-1017 (338 amino acids)
Molecular function (GO): oxidoreductase activity, acting on the CH-OH group of donors, NAD or NADP as acceptor
Source: RefSeq, a predicted model, not a curated record
AUGAGCUCUUCCAUUGCAACAACAGACCGUGCUAUUUCACCAGGCUCGCUGGUUCUUGUCACUGGUGCGAAUGGAUUCAUUGCAAGCCACAUCUGCAAACAACUACUCGAGAACGGUCCGGGCACAGUCCGCGACAUCAAUCGAACUUCAUGGCCAGUCCCCUUCUUUAACUCCCGAUAUGGAGAAGGCUCAAUUGAACUGAUCUCUGUGCCGGACAUGGCUGCCGACAGCGCCUUUGACAAUGCUGUAAAAGGAUGCGCAGGGGUAAUCCACACCGCAACUCCCGUGAUGCAAAUACAAGACCCCAACGUCGCAAUCCCUACAGUCAUCAACGGGACCGUCAAUGCACUAAGAGCCGCUGCCAGAGAGCCCAGUGUAAAGCGCGUAGUUCUCACAUCCUCCUCCACCGCAGCUGCAAGCCCGCAACCAAACAAAAUCUUCACCAUCGACCCCUCCACUUGGAAUGGGGAAGCGGUUAAAGCUGCCUGGGCGCCUCCACCCUACCUAGGCGUCCAACGAAAACUAGACGUCUAUUACGCCUCGAAAACUCAAGGCGAGCAAGCUGCGUGGAAAUUCAUGGAGGACGAGAAUCCAGACUUCGUGCUCAACUGCAUUCUUCCGAAUAUGAAUAUCGGCGAGAUUUUGUCCAUCGAGCACCAAGGCUACCCGAGCACUAUGUCCUGGAUCAAAGCGCUUUGGGGAGGCUUUAACGGUGAGGGCGAGAAGGACUUGGAAGAUAACCCACCGCAAUACUAUGUCAAUGUUGAUGAUAAUGCGGUGGUGCAUGUUGCAGCCCUAGUUUUUGGGGAUGUGAAGAGAGAGAGGUUGUUUACGUUUGCGGAACCCUAUAGUUGGAAUGAUCUACUGGCAAUUUUUAGGAGGCUCUAUCCGGAGAGGGAGUUUAUGGAUGAUAUUGAAGGCCUGGGUGUGGAUAAGAGUGUUGUAGCGAAUGAAAGGGCACAAGAAUUGUUGAAGAGAUUGAAGGGGAGUGGGUGGGAUUCUUUGGAAAUAGUGUGA